GCUAUCACCUGUUGAGGAGCAGUCUCUUAUUUAGUGGAUUCUAGAGCUAGACCGACGAGGCUUUCUACCCUAUAUUAUUGACGUGCGACGAAUGGCAGACGCGUUACUCGCUGCGCGUGGCUAAGAUCCACCUUCACAACCUAUAGGCAAGAAAUGGGUGUCACGCUUUAUCUAGAGCCAGCUAGAGCUUCAGACAAAGUGGAGUAGGCGACUUAAUAGCUAGCGUGCCUCCUGCGAGGAUCCUGUCGCAAUCGCAGCCUGGUUUAAGCUAGUAGAGGAGACGCGCUAGGCGUACGGUAUUCUAGAUCAAGACAUCUACAACUUUAAUGAGACUGGCUUCGCGAUGGGCGUCGCUAGCACGUCUAAGCCUCUAGACGUAAGCUGCUACUCCCUUCUUAAGCGCGCGUACGGACGCGAGGUCGAGGAGCUCGCCCGCCAUGGCGUCUACUAUAUUGAUAAAAUAGACUUUCUUACAGCCUAUGCACGGAUCCGGCCGACUAUAUUUACGCACCAGGCGGGUGAGAGACGCCAGCGCGCGCCGCCAACGUGCACGAAGUGCCACACUCAAGGUCAUAAACGGACUUAAUGUAGACUAGAACAGACUAUCUUAGAAUAAAAUAUAAUUAUAUUAUCUCU
Messenger RNA from Bipolaris sorokiniana ND90Pr, 636 nucleotides. RefSeq lists its product as uncharacterized. The coding region runs from base 344 to 586 and encodes 80 amino acids. The transcript has 3 exons. The record is from RefSeq and is a predicted model, not a curated record. Lineage: Eukaryota; Fungi; Ascomycota; Dothideomycetes; Pleosporales; Pleosporaceae.